Strongylus vulgaris is the source of this 222-nucleotide messenger RNA. The record is from the annotation of a GenBank genome assembly. NCBI's taxonomy places the organism in Eukaryota, Metazoa, Nematoda, Chromadorea, Rhabditida, Strongylidae.
GUAGCCGCUGAAAAACGUCUCAAACGGAAGAAUUCUCGAUUGGAUAAGUGCGGAAUCCCUGAAGAAGAGCUCUAUCUCAUGCAACAGCAGUUGAUUCAACAAGCCCGUGAACAAGAUCCUGAUCAGUUACGCGCUCAAGCUGCAGCCGUUCAGCCCCUCGUUCAGGAACAGCAAGUAUUUGCUGCGCAGCCAGCCCAAGAUGAUGACGAAUAUGAUACAUAA